AUGAGGGUUUUGAGAGGUUUAUAUGUUUUGAAGUCCAAUAUUUGCUCACUGCCAUUUCUUUAUUAUUAUUAUUAUUAUUAUUAUUAUUUUUGGUUGGCUGUGCGCUGUGUUCUCCCCCUGCUGCUCUUAUGGGCGCAGCCUCUCUUCGCCCUUUUUCUCUCUUCUUCCUUCCUGUUCCCCUUCCAAGUGACAAGGCCUUUGCUAAUACUGCUAAUAAUACUACUACUGUUGCUAUUGCUGCUGCCGUUACCCACACCGAGUCACCAGAUGCAUCUCGUUCACGCCAUGCGCCCGCCACGCUACAGUGCACUGCCGCUGCGGCUGUGGCAUGUGAUGGUGUUGCUGAUGUACUGCGCCAGUGGAUGCAUUGCCGCCGCUCCCGCCACACAAUACCGCUGUGGAUUUGACGCGAUGAUGGGGAAGAGCGGCCCCCUGCCGACUGCGGUGGUGCGUGAGGUGCCACGCCGGGGACAGGGCGCGAUGCAGGCGUACACCGUCGCGGCAGACGAUGCGAACAACGGGUGGGAGUCGCUUCGCAUCAUGGUUUCCGUGAAGGAUUUGGAGGACGAGACGAAGUACUGCACCAAAGUGGGGGAGACGAAACCGGACUUUACCGGCCGUGAUGGGGAGUGCGCCGCGGAUGACAUUUUGACCGCGGAGAAGAAAAGGACCUUGUUGGAUGAAAUCAUCCCUGCGGCUGUCAAUCUGCACGCUGAACGUCUACUUGUUCAGCGCAUAAACGUCCUGUGGGGAAUGCCCGCAUUUGGCGAGAGAAGCCGCUGCCAGUACUUCACCGUACCUCCCAGUCACAGAAGGGUUGGUAUUUUGGGUGCGGACAUGGUUCUCUACGUGGCUGCUGGAACGGGUUCAGAAGUGUGGGCCGUUCCGUGUGCUGUUUGGGAAGACCUUCGCCCCGUGGCUGCUGCCAUGCAGUUCACGCCUAAUCUUGUUGGGUAUAGCAUGCACGCUUCUCGCGCAGCUGCGCAUUUCAUUGCCCAUGCCCUCGGGUUCAGCGUGCAAGAAAUGGCGAGGCGCAACAUGCUGCUGGCAGUCGACGGCGUGCGCGGCAGCCCCACCCCUGUGGCGAUGGUGAAAUCCACUGCUACGCUGGAGGAGGCGAAGAGGCACUACAGGUGUAGCAGUAUAAAGGGCAUGGAGCUGCAGAUGGGGCCCGAUGGUCUGCCGGAGAGUCACUGGUCGGUGCGCAACGCGAAGGACGAGAUAAUGUGCUCUCUUGGUGAACAUUUUGCCGGCCGCUACACAGAGCUGACGAUGAAAACGCUCGAGGGCCUCGGCUACUACAAGACUGUGCAGGGGAUGGGGGAACCGAUGGAUUGGGGCAAGAACGCCGGCUGCGAUUUUCUCAACAAGCAGUGCUCAGCGAAAAGUCCCGUCACUUACCCCGGUAUGUUCUGCAAUGAGGAAGACAAGUCAUUACGCUGUUCGUCUGAUCGCCAGACCAUUGGACCAUGUUUUGUAAGUGUCGGUGAUCGCUAUGCGGAGCCACCGGAAACUUGCCCAGUUUUUUUCCCCGCUUUGGUGGGUGGAACUCCAUUGGGGGCGGUUUGCGCCUUGGAAGGGAGCGGCGACCCGCCCGGAUCCCUCCUGGGGAUUGGGUCGUGGUGCCUCGAUGGGGACUCGCUCGAGGCAAAGACGGCUGUUGGUGGCAAAUGGCAAGCCAACGUCGUUGCGGUGUGUGCGCAGGUUUUAUGCCGUCGUAAUGAAGUGCUUCUGAAGUACCUUGGCAGCGAAAUUUUUGUGUCUUGUCCCGCGGGUCAAUCCAUCACACCCAAAUCGAGGUACUUCAGGGGAGGCGGCAAAAUAAAUUGUCCCAGGUACGAGGAAGUGUGCACCAUCGCCGCCAACGGCAGCAGUCGUGUUUUACUCCUCCCCAAAGACGGCAGUGAUGCCAGAGCGACAGCCGCUUUGGGGCGCUUCAUUUUGACCGUCCUUGCUGCCAUUGCCGCAGUGGUGGCGGUGCCUGUUUGA
Messenger RNA from Trypanosoma cruzi, 1989 nucleotides. RefSeq names its product surface protease GP63, putative. The transcript has a single exon. Gene Ontology annotation, molecular function: metalloendopeptidase activity. Gene Ontology annotation, biological process: proteolysis; cell adhesion. Gene Ontology annotation, cellular component: cytoplasm; membrane. The record is from RefSeq and is a predicted model, not a curated record. Bases 1 to 1989 code for a protein of 662 amino acids. Lineage: Eukaryota; Euglenozoa; Kinetoplastea; Trypanosomatida; Trypanosomatidae.